Molecule: messenger RNA, 832 nt
Organism: Perkinsus marinus ATCC 50983
Lineage: Eukaryota; Perkinsozoa; Perkinsida; Perkinsidae
Exons: 5
Coding region: 255-770 (171 amino acids)
Molecular function (GO): zinc ion binding
Source: RefSeq, a predicted model, not a curated record
AAGAAGACCUAAGACUGCUAGUUCAUUGUCAUCGCUACUCAUCACUAGAUAUACGUCACUGUGUGCAAUGCAUAGUUAAUGGUCUCCUGAAACUAUGUUCUCUUACUGAUAGGGAGCUUACUCAUAGGUCUAAUCAACCACCACCACCCUCAUCGACUACUGUUGCUGUGGACCCAGGUCCACAGGCUGACCUCACCAACACACCAUCGCGAAAGCGGCGUACUUUAAGGAGUACACGGUCAUCAGUAUCAGCAAUGAAUAGUUCGGGUAAGGAUAACUGGAUACAGUGCUCAAGGUGUAACAAAUGGCGACGAGUCGUAUUAUCCAUCUAUGAACGGUAUCAAGGUGAUGUACAAUUUGAGUGUAGUGAUCUAGAAGGGGUCACGUGUGGGGAUCCACCUGAUGGUGCUCUAGGAGCAGAUAAUGAAGUCAUUGACCGUGACGAUGCUUCUAUUGGCUGGGUACAAUGUGACAACUGUUCUAAGUGGCGUAUUGUGGAUCAUUCGGUAUAUGAGAGGUUCACUUCUAACUCUUUCCUCAAGUUCGGUUGUCGUGCGAAUGGACGAUCUUGUGAGGAAAUAGGCGAUGAUGAUGGUCUAGAGGAUGAGAAUGAUGACUAUCAUAUGCAUGAUGAUGAUGAUGAGGGCAGCGCUCCUUCAAAGAAACGGUCUCGUCGCGUAGUGGAUAGCGAGAAUCAACGAAGAAGACGUAUAAGAAUAGUUCGUAGUAGUAGUAGUAAUGGUAGUACUCACAAUAGCAGCAUUCGAUAACAUAAUCAUUAUCAUUCUGUACAUCAUUAUUGUUUAUUACUAUCGUCACUGUCCCCCUUUUU